Messenger RNA from Acipenser ruthenus (sterlet), 7511 nucleotides. RefSeq names its product tyrosine-protein phosphatase non-receptor type 9-like. Gene Ontology annotation, molecular function: protein tyrosine phosphatase activity. Bases 801 to 2525 code for a protein of 574 amino acids. Lineage: Eukaryota; Metazoa; Chordata; Actinopteri; Acipenseriformes; Acipenseridae. The transcript is spliced from 13 exons. The record is from RefSeq and is a predicted model, not a curated record. Gene Ontology annotation, biological process: protein dephosphorylation.
UGGUGCGGUUUGAGGCAUACGUCUGCACCCCUGGGGUAGUUUUAUCACGAGUUCGGUGAUCUGUGGUGUGCUACAUGAGACGGCGCUGUUGUGAAUGUAAAAGGGGUGACUGGGUUUGUGUUUUUAUGAAUGGAGGAGGAAACUCGUGUCUUGUGAGACUCACCGUUCAAAAACCUGUUGUUUUUAAUUUCAACCAGCAGGGGGAAUUUCGGAGAUGCUGCUUUUGUGAGCGGGGUCGUUGCUUUUGAAGAAAGUGGCGACACAGAAACAUUAAAGAUUGCAAUACAGCGACAGAGGAAUGCUUCAAAAUCUUCACCGUCUGUAAAAGAAUAAAGUGAUGCUUAACAAGGAUUGAUUAUGGAACUUUUGCAAUGUUAACAGCGACCAGCCUUUGAGCAUUCAUUUUGGAUUUUAAAAAGCCUUUUAUUCUACACCAUUAGACUGGACGAUUUUUUUUAAAGGAGAACCAGAUUAUUUUUCCUCAAAAAAAAAAAAAAAAAAAAGUUUAUGUAGUUAUUGAAUCUGUGUAUAUUACUCUAUACUUUAUUAACAACUAUAUGUAUAGGCCUAUAGAUUAUUUAGAUUUAUUUUUAUGUCGCAAUAAAGUAGAUGCAUAUCUUUGUCUGUACUGUACAUAGAUCUGUAUAUAUUUUAGUUGAGUUUGAACAAUAGUUUUUAAAUGUGACGUUUUUUCACAAACUGAAUUAAGACGCUGUUAUUAUUAUUAUUAUUUAUUUUUAAAAAAGACUGCAUUUUGCUUCAAGAAAAAAGGAAGACUGUAUAGUUACUAAAUCUAAAGAAUGGCAGCGCACCUAACGGCAGAAGAAGAACAGGCUACAAAGCAGUUCCUAGAGGAAAUCAGCAAGUGGACAACACAGCACAGAGUCUCCCCACUCUCCUGGAAUGUGGCCGUCAAGUUCCUCAUGGCCCGAAAGUUUGACGUCCUGAGAGCCAUCGAACUGUUUCACUGCUACAGGGAGACUCGCCUGAAGGAAGGAAUCGUGAAGCUCAAACCACAGGAGGAGCCGCUGCGCUCGGAGCUGCUGAGCGGCAAGUUCACAGUGCUGAGUGUUCGAGAUCCAUCCGGUGCCUCCAUCGCCCUCUUCACAGCCAAGCUGCAUCACCCCCACAAGAUGGGGCACCAUGUGGUCCUGCAGGCCUUGUUCUAUCUGUUGGACCGAGCUGUGGAGAGCUUUGAAACCCAAAGGAAUGGCCUGGUGUUUAUAUAUGACAUGGCUGGCUCCAAUUACACUCACUUCGAACUGGAUCUCAGUAAAAAGAUCCUGAGCUUGUUGAAGGGUGCCUUCCCAGCCCGGCUGAAGAAGGUGUUUAUUGUCGGGGCACCUGUCUGGUUCAGAGUGCCCUACAACCUGCUGAGUCUGCUACUGAAGGAGAAGCUGCGCGAGAGGGUUCAGAUGGUGAAGAUGGCUGACCUGCGGCAGCACAUGCCCCGUGACUGCCUUCCUGAGCACCUGGGUGGGGUGCUGGCUCUGGACCCUCUGAGCUGGAACCGGCAGCUGCUGGCUGGGCAGAACGGCCACGCAGACCCCCUGGAUGAGCUGGUGGCACUGCCCACAGGGCCGAGCCGCGAAGAGCCGUCCGUCCACACCCCCGGCCUGGAGUCCAUGACCCUGCAGGAGCUGGUGGAGCAUCUGAGGCUGGUGCCGCGCACUGGGAUCUAUGAGGAGUACGAUGAGAUCCGCCGUGAAACCCCUCCUGGCACCUUCAACUGCGCCCUAGCUGCUUGUAACCAGGACAAGAAUCGCUACGGGGAUGUUCUCUGUCUGGACCAGACAAGGGUUCGACUGAAGACUGGAAGAAAUGAGAAGUCCGACUAUAUAAAUGCCAGCUUCAUGGACGGUUACAAGCAGAAAAAUGCCUACAUCGGUACUCAAGGACCCCUGGAAAACACUUAUCCUGAUUUCUGGAGGAUGAUUUGGGAGCAGAACGUGUUAGUCAUCGUCAUGACCACCAGGACAGACGAAGGAGGGCGGAAGAAGUGCGGUCAGUACUGGCCUCUGGAGAUGAACGGACAAGAGGUGUAUGGCCAUAUUGCAGUGGUGAACCAGAGAGUGGACAACCACAGCCACUAUAACCUGACCACUCUGGAGCUGCACAACACAGAAACCUGUGAGCAGCGACAGGUGACCCACUGCCAGUACCUGAGCUGGCCGGAUUAUGGGGUACCGAGCUCGGCCGGAACACUCCUAGACUUCUUGGGCGUCGUGAAGCGGCAACAGAAGCAGGCGGUCAAGGCCCUGGGCCCUCCAUGGAAGGGCCAUCCAGCAGGACCACCUAUAGUCGUCCACUGCAGUGCUGGAAUCGGCAGAACAGGUACUCUGUGUGCUCUGGAUAUCUGCCUGUCCCAGCUGCAGGAUGUGGGAACCCUCAACAUUUACCAGACAGUACGGAGAAUGAGGACUCAGCGUGCCUUCAGCAUCCAGACCAGCGACCAGUACUACUUCUGCUACACCUCCAUCCUGGAGUACGCCCAGCGACAGGGGGCCCUCACAGCCAAUCAGUAAGGACUCCCACAAGCGCUGGACCAAUCACAAGCAACAGAGACUGACAAAAUCACUCCCUCUCUGGCAGAGCCACCAAUGGGCAGACCAAUCAUGUUUCAGACUGUGCAAAAUGUGUGAGUCCCCUAACCAAAAAAAAAACAAGCGCCAUCAGCCAGUUGUAACAGCAGGAGCAACUCAUUUAUGGGACACCCUUGAUUGAAUAGAAAAGUAAACCAGUCUUGCCUUUUAAAAUAGGACUCAGACAUGCAGCUCAGCAAACCGUCCGUGCUAUUGUGCAUUGAUACAGAAUGUUGUGGAGAUUAUUGUUCACUUUUGUUGUUUAUUGUUGAAAUGUUCAUCUUUGUGACUAACAGUCUCAUUCUAUAUUAUGACAUCCCAGACAAAUCCCUAGAACCAGAAUACUAAAGAAUCAGAAACCUGGCUAUAUACAGUAUGGUAUGAUUAAGGUUUCUUAACAUGUGGGAACAAUUAACUGUUACAGCAAAAGACGUUGCAAAAUAGCAGUCAUUGACAGCUACUGCAUGAAAGAACCAUACAAAACUAUUGUUGUACGGGUGGCUUUAAUUUCCAACAGUCAGAAGCCACUAUUACAAGUUAUUAGACGUCACUUUCUGGGUUUAUUAUCUUUCAACAGAUUACUUUAGAAAAUCUCAUACAUCUGCACUAAACUUGUAGUUACUCUCUUGUGGUUUGACUCGAUGUGCUGUGAAUGACACUAGAGAAAGGAUGGAAAUGAGACUUGAACCCAUUGCAUUGCAAUUGAAUUCAAUCUUAAUUAGUACUUUAGAAUGUAUUGGGUAAAUAUCUGGCAUUGUUAAGCUUGCAGUAAAGAUUUGAAGAGUUACAGAACACCAAGCAAAGGGAAUGUGUUUCAUGUAAACUCCAGGGAGUUCUGUAACACUCUAAAUGGACAGCUGUGAAAUGGGACUCCUUAUUUCCAUCCCUGCUAUAGUAAUUAGCUGCCGUUGUAAACAAACCAUUCUUGUAAUGCUUUGUAAAGUUUCCUAACUCCCUAUGCCUGUUUGUAUUCCUCCCAGACCCUCCUCUUGUGUUUUCAUCCCCGUUUGUAUCCCUCCCUUGUUUUCAAAUCCCAGCCACACUCAAGAUGUGGUGCCUCCACAGCAAUGCCGGUCUUGCCUGUAGAAACUAAGUAAUGACCUUGUUUUAUGAAGGACUGAGGGGCUGUUGAAAAUGCAGUUUUUAUCCCAUGUCUACAUUUGUAGGAUUGCUCAUGUUCAAAAGAGGUGGGACUGAAGCAAGUUCAGGCUCCCACAGUCACACUGGGUCAGAGGUGUGAAUUUCAGAUAACCUGGCCUUGCUGUGAAAGGCUGUGUUAGACCACCAUCAGUGACUCUAUUGUCAAAAGCCUUGAUAUUAGCCUGAAUUAUAUAUACAGUCUGCAAAAGUGUUUUAAUGCAAACAUUUACUUUUACAAUGUAACAUUAGUGCCACUUUAUAAUAAGUGUGAGUAAUUGUAAUUAUGUAUGAACUUGCACAUGGUUUCUUAGUGAAUUCAUAUUGAAUUCAUAUCAAGUACAUUUCUUUUCAUGACCCAUUCCAUACUCCACCAUAAAAUGAUUUCAUCGUGAAAAGAAAUGUAUUUUUCAAAUGUGACCAGUUUCUUUUUGCUUUUGUUUUAAAAUAAUACAAUAUUUUAGUUUAUAUAUAUAUUCUAUUGUGAAAUAUCUUCAGGAAGGUCUGUUUUAUAUAGCUUUAUUAUUACAUAUUAUUUAUAUAUAUAGCCACAGUAUAUAUUAUAUUUUACCAUGUUCAAUUGAGACUUUAACAAUAAAUACUGUAGAAUUAAACUUAUUUCCUCCCAUGUUUCAAUUCCACGGUAUUCAAACUUUAAUCCCAUUUUAAGAGUCUAUAAAGGGAGAUGGCUACAUUCCAUAGAGUAGUGAUGACCAAUUAAAAAAACGUGUCUUUACUUUGUGGUAUGGUGAAUACCUUUUAUGUCUCCCCAGCUGAUGCAGACUCCAAUAGACAUUGCACCUCCAGCAGGUGUGAUAUGCAUUAUAAUAAUCUAAUAUCGAUAUAUUUACUUUAAUAAUAUAAUUGUUUUAAAACAACUGAUGAAUGGAUAUUACUUCCUCCAUUUAAAGUGUGGAAUAAUUUAGGCAUAGUCAAUAUAUAUUUGUGAAAUCUCAUAGGAGGGGGGUAGGUAACGCAAUGAGAUUCCCUUUCUGAAGCCUGGCUUAAUGCACAGGUACAUGCUAUAGUUUUGAUUCAGCUCCUUGGUGCACUGAAGUCUCCAUGCAAUUAUCAGGCUCUGUUGAGACCAAGGACAUACUGUUGCAUGUUUGGAACCAGACAUAUGCAACAAGUAUGUACAAUAUUUACUUGUGUUCUCCAUUUGCAGUGUCCUUUUCCACAAGCUCCUAGAUCCCCAAAUGUUGUUGCUUGUUGGGUAAGAGAUUCACUGGAUUGAACUGAAAAUCAAUAUACAGGGAAUGCCCACAGAAGUGAAGCAUCUUCCUUAGAGUGGAUAUCUUUCCAUGUCAUUUCAAUUGCUUUUUUACAUUUCCCUGUCUAGUGUUUGCAGUCAUUCCGAGUUGUUCUGUCGCUCCAAUGUGAGUCAUUAUCAUGUUCCUCUAAUCUGUCUUUACCUGUCUGGUGACAAUCUGACCUUCCAGCUCCCCUAACCCUACCGUUUCCAUAGACCGUAUAUGUAUGUAGGUGGGGCUGGCAGAGUUGAAAUGUCAUAUUGUCCCAUGAUUUGAAAGUGAGGAAGGCUGUUCAAUCCUGACACUAAGGAUAUGCCAGACAAGCUCACAGCAACUCAAAGCCAGGUAAAGAUAGAUUAGAGGCAUUGAAGAAACAGAACCCACAACGAGUCAAAAUUGUUGCAAACCCCAGAUAAGUCUAGCAAUGCACAAUGGCAUUUGAAGCGACCUGGAGUUUUCAUGUUUUUCUAUUAAUGUGUAUUUUUACAGUGUAGCGCAGUAAUAAAAAAGCAACAUAUCUGAUUUGAAUAUGACGGACGGUGAUGACGCAGUGCUGAGUGUAUGCUCGCUGUGGUUCUUUUAUUUUCACUGUGACUCGGGUGAAGCCCUUUCAGCUGCUCACAACGCUAACAGUUUGAGGGAAUUCAUUGGUUUCCUGCCCCCGUUCACUUCCUGUGGUAAACCUGGCCCCACAUAGAACAAAAUGACUAACCUUAAUGAAAGUCAGAACUAAGGUCUGGACAACAAAUAAUAUGAAUGACUUUCAGUUCGCAUUGUAUUUCCUUGGUCAUUUUCAUUGACUCAAAGUGUAAGUGUAAACAGAUAUGCUGAGAAUAAGUCAUAGAAACUUAGAACUUCCUUUAACCAAAAAAUAAUACCAGAGGUCAAGCAGAAAAUACAUGUUUGCUAUAGCAUGUGUUUAUUUAAAAACUGCACAUUUGAGAACUAUGUACAAUUUAUGAAAGUAUUAUGUUAGCUAUAAUUUACCUGAACAUUUUAAUUUCAACUCAGAACAUGGAUUGCUUAGUUCACUUUGUCAUGUUGGUAUCCAAUCAUGAAUUCUGGUUUAAUUCAAAUGAUAGUGCUUGUUAGCUUUUGUGACAUUAUAGACAUUACUUAUUUAAUUGUGCUGUAGCCCUGAUGUAGAUGUAGUUUUAAUUGUGGACUUGGAUUGCAAAACACUCGUCGACAAACCCUUCUAUUCCUGAUUUUUUAAUCGUUAUUUAUAAUUUGGGAAUAUCCCACAAGGACAGACAUUACUGUACUUCAAGUGUGCAGAAGUAUGCUUGAAGUGCAUUCUGAGGACAGUGUUGCUGGAUACUGCAUUGUACCAGUAACAUAAAUAUGCCGUGGAAUUGUGUUUAAGCAUAUAUUUUUAAUAUAAACAUUUCUUUGAUGAUGGUCUUUUUCAAGUUUUUUUUAAAGACAUCUGGGAGUUUAAUAGUCAAUAAGAUACAGAAUGCAAUGUGGAGCAUCAAAGGAGGUGGAGCUCACAAUCGGGUGAAGAAAAAACACUUGAAAUGAUAAUACCCUUUUUUUAAAAAAAACGCAAUAUAAUAAUUGGCCACCAGGUGGCACCAGUUGCUAAUAUAAAUUCCAGUGGUGUAAGAUUUUUUUUUUUUUUUUCAGAAUUCUUUAUUCAGGUAUUUGCCCAAUUGACAGUUUCUGUACUGUUUAAGCAUGUAUGUCUUGUGCCAAAUGCAUAGAUGAAUUCUAGAAACCAAUUUACAUGAAGAAAGUAAAUGCUGUGUUAAAAACUUAAAAUUACUAAAACAGUGAAACAAACUGUAACAAAACAAACACUUUACUGAUUUUUUUUGGCUGACGUCUUUGGUUUAGUUUCAACAUUUCGACUGGUUUCACAGAGUCCGGCUGUCACUAAACUUGAAAUACCUUGCCCAGCAGCCAGUUCACCAUUAAAAAAUCUGUGCGAUUCUGAGAAACCAGCCUUUUGUGAAAAGCUAAACAUUGAAAAGUGGCAUUCUAUUGACAACUUGUGUGCUUAUUUACUGUAUAUAUUCAUUUGGCUAAAAAAAAUGGGGAUUGGCUAUUUCUUUGUCAAUUCAGUUUUCAAAUUAUAACGGAAACUCCUAUAUUUGCAUGAUAAAUAAGCUUAGCUAUGCUGCAACUAAAAGUGUUUUUGUGGUAAUCUAGUGUACUUCUUUGAGAAAAGGUUAUGCAAAAAAAAAACAGAUCCAAGUAGAGUUAUGACUUCAAAAACAAAUGCCUUAAUUGUAUGCCACAUAAACCUCAUUGUAAGCUAUUAGUGAUCCGAUGAUCUUGGGCACUCAAGUGAAGUGGCCUCUUUCUUUAGGGCUAGUAUGUUAUGCCAGCGAUGCUGACUGUAUAACAAAAAGAAACGUCCAUCUACAGUAUCUGCAUGGACCUAUGCUGUUUAAACCACUUGCUUUGAUGUUGCUCUAUUUAUUACUGUUCUUUUAUAUUUUGUAUCCAGUUGCAAUCAUUGUAUUCCUUUCUGUUCUCCAGUGCAAAGUAAUGUACUAUUUAUUUUUUUGUCAAUAAAAACAGUAUACCAAUA